CGAUCCUCCAAAAAUACCAGCGUCACCGAGCAGACAGCCAGAUAAAGGCAAAGGGAAAGAGACGGAGCGCGUCACUCUCACAUUUGGCGCUGUUAAAGGUCGCCACGGUUUGGAUCAAUAUGCCCCGUUUCUCCUCGAGCUGCUCCGAAACUCUCCUCCCUUCCCCGGCGUUGAUGUGAACGCGUCAUCGGUCGUGACGGAUCUGCUCGAUACUUGUGAAGAUCCCACACUUUGCAGUGUUUUAUGCCCCUUUUUUGAUUCGACCGUCCGAGGAGAGCGUUAAAAUGACAGCGACCAAGGAGCAGCCGAACCAGAGGCAGAACCCGCAGCAGCAGGAUGAGGAUCUGGGCGGAGUGAGUCCUCCACAGAGGAACUGGAAGGGGAUUGCGAUCGCUCUGCUGGUCAUAUUGGUGGUCUGCUCCCUCAUCACCAUGUCAGUCAUCCUCCUCACACCAGCUGAUACUCAGGCAGGAAGUGACACCAAACUGACCGUGGAGGAUCUCUUCAAACCCGACUUUGUGGUCCACGACCCCGAGGCCAGCUGGAUCAAUGAUUCUGAAGUGAUCUACAGAAACAGUGACGGCCACGUCAUCAAGUUCAACAUCCUCACCAAUGAGACGGAAAUCGUCCUGACAAACACAACAUUUGUAAAUUUCAACGUGGCAAAAUAUUCCGUUUCACCCGACCUGAAGUAUGUGCUCUUCGCCUACGAUGUCAAACAGGUUUACCGUCACUCCUACAUGGCGUCCUACAGUAUCUACAACAUUCACACUCGGGAGGUUUGGGAGCUGGACCCUCCAGAGGUGGAGAACUCUGUCCUCCAGUACGCUGCCUGGGGUGUUCAAGGACAGCAGCUGAUCUACAUCUUUGAGAACAACAUCUACUAUCAGUCGGAUGUGAAGAGUAAUUCCCUCAGACUGACCUCGUCCGGAAAGGAAGGUGUUGUCUUCAAUGGCAUUGCGGACUGGCUUUAUGAAGAGGAGAUUCUUCAGACCCAUGUUGCUCACUGGUGGUCACCUGACGGAGAGCGUUUGGCCUUCCUGGUGCUCAAUGACAGUCUGGUGCCAAACAUGGCUUUACCCAGAUUCACCGGCUCCACAUACCCCAGAGGAAAGCUUUACCCUUACCCCAAAGCUGGUCAGCCAAACCCGGUGGUGAAGCUCUACGUGGUGAACCUGUACGGGCCGACUCACACUCUGGAGCUAAUGCCACCAGAGAGCCUGAAACUUCGAGAACACUACGUGACCAUGGUGAAGUGGAUCAGCAAGACCAGGACGGCCGUGCGGUGGUUGAACCGGGCCCAGAACAUUUCCAUCCUGACUGUGUGCGACACCACGACAGGAGCCUGUGUGACCAGACACGAGGAAAGCUCCGAGCUCUGGCUCUCGAAGCAGAACCAAGAGCCGGUUUUCUCUCAAGACGGCAGCAGAUUCUUCCUGACAGUUCCGGUCAAACAAGGUGGACGUGGAGAAUUUCAUCACAUCGCAAUGUUCACCACUCAGGUGAGGAAGAGUUCCACUUUGUUAUUGUUGACCGUGUGUUUGACAUUCCUGCCUUGGUUUCAGUUCAGAGUGGAUCAGAACGAGGUGCGUCAUUUGACGUCGGGCAACUGGGAGGUGACAAAGAUCGUGGCCUUUGAUGAAAACGCAGAGAUCCUUUAUUUUCUCAGUACGGAGGGAUCGCCUCGGCGCAGGCAGCUCUACAGUGUGAAAACAGUGGGUUUGUUCCCACGCCGUUGUUUAACAUGCGAGCUGAAUAAAGCUCACUGCUCGUACUUCGACGCCGUGUUCAGCCCUACAAACCAGCACAUCGUACUCCACUGCAAAGGUCCCGGGGCGCCGACCGUGAUCCUUCACAGCCUCAAUAACUCAAACUACUUCAUCCUGGAGAACAACUCUCUGCUGAAAGCUGCGCUGAAGUACAAGCGAAUACAGCUCACAGACUUCAGAACGGUCCCCAUGGAACAUUUUGAUCUGCCACUGCAGAUCUCUUACCCUCCAGACUUCUCUGAAUCCCGACACUACGGCCUCCUGCUGGUCAUUGACACUGCUCCCGGUGAGCAGGCGGUGAGCGACCUCUACAGUCUCAGUUGGGACUCCGUGCUGGUCAGCUCAGAUAAUGUGAUCGUGGCUCGCCUGGAUGGUCGAGGUAGCGGCUUCCAGGGACAGAGGAUCCUUCACGAGGUCUACCAGAGACUGGGGACGGUGGAUGUCCAGGACCAGAUCGCAGCUGUGGAAUAUUUGCUGAAAUUUCCGUACGUGGACAAGACUCGGAUAGCCGUGUUCGGAAAGGGUUACGGAGCUUAUUUAGCCCUGAUGAUGCUGAAGUCCACUGAUAAUAUCUUCAAAUGCGCUUGUGCUAUGUCGCCUGUGACCGACUGGAAACUCUAUGCGUCGGCGUUCUCCGAACGAUUCCUGGGUGUGCCGGUCCGGGACGACAACCGAUAUCAGUUCUCCAGCGUGCUGCAGAACGUUCACGCUCUGAGGGAGCAGACGCUGAUGCUGGUCCACGCCACAGCCGACGCAAACAUCCACUUCCAGCACACUGCUGAGCUGGUCAAGAAUCUGGUGAAAGUCGGCGCAAACUACUCCAUGCAGAUCUACCCAGAUGAGGGUCACUUCCUAUCCCGGCACAGUCGCCAGCACCUGGCUGCCACGUUGACCAGCUUCUACAGAGAUUGUCUUAAGGAGGAACUACUACCAACGACCGACGAUGAGGACGAAGAGGAAGAGUAGAGUCAAACUCGAGGUCCAAAAACAUUGGCAAGAAUUUUGAUACAACUCGUCAAAGCCUGUCACAUCUGGACCCAGUUCCUCCAGAUGUGGAACUAACUGCGACAUGACGAAGUGCGAGUGUUUGUGUGUUUGAGGAGGUGUUUGCGUGUAAAUGUGCUAGAUGAAGACAGUCGACGACAAAGACUCUGGAGACAACUUCAAGUUAAUACAGCUACCGGGCAAAGCACACGAAGACCACCUGCACUUGUUCCGCCUCUUAAGACUCGAGUCACCCUCACCUCCCAAGUGCAUGACUCAUCCUCCCCCUUUGCUCACUCGUAGUCUCUCUGGAACAAGAGAACAGAAGUAUUUCAACAUUUUUAUCUUCUCAUGAAUAAACAACACCAUCAUCUGCGAGUCAGCGAAACCAUCGGUAAGUGCAAUUCCCCUCUGAGUCUCAACCUUCCCAAAAAAAAGCCUGGAUUGUUGUGGGUCUGCGCCCAAGCCUCACAGUCGGAGUUGUACAUUUCCAAUUGCAUAGGUCACAAGCUCACGUCUGAAUGACACGACCUUGCAACAAUCGCAGAUUUGAAUUCUACUACCAUUGUAGAACUUGGUCACGUGGCACUUCCACUAUUCUGAGUCAAACAGGGCUGCUUUCAUGCCAUAGGAUUUAAUGUUUAACAGGGGUUGCAAGUCUUUGGCUUUUGGCAAAAACCAACCAUUGCACCAACUGCUAGUCUGGGAUAGACCUGAGUCCAGAAUAAGAGCAACUCGUUGGGUCAAGGUCAAUUGGAGGUCAAACCAAAUCCAGGUUGAGGACAAAGUAGGAACGUUUCCUGGAAUUUAUAGGGUGUCCUAGACAUGUCAAAGGCAGGACAAAGAGCCCAAAAUGCAUGGUGUAACCAGAAGGCUUUGAACUGUUUCCACAUCAACAUAAGAAUAUGACUUGGUCCUGGCACCAAAAUGGAGGAGCAAUGACAACUCAACAAUAAUAGGGUUGGAUUGAGGGAAGGCUAGCAAGUAAACUUCAGGCUAUGGCGUAAGGGCUACAAGUGACAAUGACACUGGACUAGUGGCAACAGCUGGCCUGGGUUCAAGAACCAGUCUUCUCCUAGUCUUCUCUUCAUACAAACCCUGUUCUAGAUUUUGUUUUAUAGCGGUACUUGCCAAGCGUAAAACCUAUUAUCCACCUCUAGUGCAGGGGAGUCCGAACUGUUGUGGAAAGAGCCGCAGUGGGUGCACAUUUUUGUUCCAACCGAUCAGGGACACUCAGUUCAGUAAGGUGUCAGCUGAAACAAGCAGCACCAGACUGACAACCACCUGAUUUGCGAAGUUGGGUUGGAGCAAAAACCUGUACUGCCCCAGCCUUUUGAGGACCGGUUUGGACUCUCCCUCUAGUGGAUGUGAUCAGGUCUUGUCAGUGGUUUAUAGUGUUGUCCUCCUGAAUGGAAUUGAAUUGUUCGAAGUCCCUAAAGUAACCUACGGAGUCUCACAUUAUUUCACUUUGUCUCUGACUGUCCCCCACAGUUUUCUGUUAAACAUUAGGGUCUCAUUUUUGGUAUCGGUCCAGACUCCUAUAAGUCUUAUACCUGCCCGUUUAUCUCACUGCUCUAAAUGUCUGUCACAGCUUGGUUUCCUUUUCUCGCUGAGUAACAGUAGCAUGAGUAUCUUUUCGAUUGUUGUUGUUCGAUUGGUGGGACCAUUCAUAAAAUCAAGAUAACUGAAGAAUCAAACACAAUUUAAAGGUAUUACAAGUAACAUCCGACUUACGACCGGGAUCGUUCCCGACCAAUCGGUCGUAAGUCAGAUUGGGCGUAAGUCGAAUGCCAUUCAAAAUAGCCGAGGCGAGGGUUAUAGGUGCUACUGUAGUGGUAGAUCACUGUGUGAGAGUGAGAUGCUGAGAUACUGUGCUGCCGUAACUGUUGUACGCAUUGCUGGACUGCUGCGUGCUGCGUGCCGCGUGCCAGACAUUGAAUAAAAAAAGAAAAAGCAUCUGCUGGCAUCUGCUGGCCAUGGUCGUAAGUACCGGUGGAUGUCGAACAGGUCGUAAGUCGGAUGCUACUUGUAUUGAACUUGAAGCAGCACGUUGAGAGUAGAAGACAUGGGGUGAAAUCCUGUUAAGACCAGUGAGUCUAUUUAUCCAAACAAGACCGUGACCAUCGACACUCUUUUCAUCUGAAAGCCAGCGUUUGGAUACUGCAGUGUCACAAAAGGACACUUUCAUUUCUGGAUUGUUUGCUCGAGACCUUCAUGGGUCUUCACUGUAACAUGGAGUUCCACUCAUAAAGGCCUGGAACAUGCUCCAUGAAGUUUCAUUUGUGUACCGCCAUAAAAGGUUCGAGAAGCCGCAGAUGCAGAAGAUUGCAACUCUGUAUAGUGUUAUAAUGGAUCAAAACAAGAGACCUGAGACCCUUCAACAGAAGGGUGCAAGUGUCAUCUCCUGGAAUGUCCUGUUGGUCCUCAUGAGCAGAACAUUACAACCACCUGUGGUGUGAAGGCAGCCACCUGUCACAUUCUUGAAGUCCGAUUCCACCUGUAGAUGUUGUCAAAGCACUGAUGUGAAUAAACAGUUGGCGGUGUGUGCAUGUCAGAGGCCAAGUGUCCACACAUUUUGUACAGACAAAACAGCAGAGUGUGUAAAUAACUCUAUUUUUGAGACGCAGGAUCUCAGAGUCUACAGGAGGACAGAUUUGACCUGAACGUCCUGACCCUCAAUCUUUUCUCUUUGGGUUUUACUUCGGCUCUCGGUUCUCUUCCUAGGAUGGAUUUUGUAAAGCUCGUUCUCGUCUUUUUUUUCCUUGUUGUUUAAACCGGGACCGGGCGGCGGGUGAGGCGCGGGGCUACUGUGAUUGUCCAAUAGUGAUGAUUAUCAAUAAAGAAA
Molecule: messenger RNA, 5598 nt
Organism: Synchiropus splendidus (mandarinfish)
Lineage: Eukaryota; Metazoa; Chordata; Actinopteri; Syngnathiformes; Callionymidae
Product: inactive dipeptidyl peptidase 10-like
Exons: 25
Coding region: 285-2735 (816 amino acids)
Biological process (GO): proteolysis
Molecular function (GO): dipeptidyl-peptidase activity; serine-type peptidase activity
Source: RefSeq, a predicted model, not a curated record